AUGAAUAGGCGCAAGGAGCUGUUCCCCGACUACACAGUCAGAAAGCCGCCGAGACCUAUUUAUCUCAUAUUCGCAGAGAAUGGAUAUCCUCGAAGUUGGGACGAUCUUAUAGAACAAGAGCUGUGGGACUGCAGAUAUUGGAUGAAAGGUCCCAUGGCGAUCGCAAAGCUGAGUACAUGGCAAAAGGCUGGAACUCUAGACCUGGACGACAAACCUCGACUCGCAGGGGAGCUCGACCCAUUGACGGACCCCUUCGCCUACCCCCAGUCAGACUUGAUAGAUUUCGCAACAGCGAGGACAGCGAAGUUACUAUGCUGGGCCGAGGAGAAUCAUACAGACCUGGCGGUGCCCGGCCUCGGUCUCCUGUCAGAAAUGAUACGUUCAGAUCCCCUCGAAGAGAUAGGGCAAGAAGUCCUCCAGGCGACAGCUACCACCCUGGCCGAGACCGUUCUCCAAGACGCAGAUCGAGAAGCCCGCUUAGAAGGGAACGAUCACCAAAGAAGAUCAAGAUCCCCUUUCGAACGCGAACGUGAACGUCCCAUGCAGCGACCCAGAUCCCCACCGUUUCGAAGAUCUCCACCUGCUGGACCCCGGGGAGGCUACAAUAAUCGUGCACGAUCUCGAAGUGCGGAUCGUAGAGAUGAUCGAGUACCAACCGGACCAAGUGCUGCCUCCUGGAGACGCCCUCGGUCACCGUCUCCUCCUCUCUCUGGCAGAACUUCUGGAAACACGUCCCGUCGCUCCUCCCCUCCUGUUCAUCCAGAUCGUCAACACCUAACGCACAACCCAAUCCGCGAUAAUAGACCUCGUUCACCACCUACACGAGAACGUUCUCCAGCGAUUCAGCUUGCCUACCGAGACAGAGAAUCGGCUAGAUUAACUCCCCGAGAGCGCUCUCCAGUCCGACAUGUGGCCGCUAGAUCUCCUCCUCGAGGACCUGCUGCUGGCUUUCGUGCACCUCCCACUGGGCCAAGUGGGACUCGAAACUUCACCGCUCCUGUAUCCUCCAUAUCGAAUCAACAUUCCUCACCUUACAACUCAACACCAGUCAUCCCUCCUGCCGGCCCUCGUGGCUAUGUUGCCGCAGCUCGAGGUUCCUACAGCAUGAGAGGAGGCAGAGGGUCGUUCAGCAGCGAUCGCCCAACCAGACCCGAUAGCACGCCCUGGGGUGCCGCACCACCACAACGAAGAACACCAGAUAUCGCCGCCCCCCGAACCACUACCCCAACCACCCGACCCACUCAAACCCCACCACCAGUCAUCACAGCUUCUCCCUCAGUACCGCCUACCAUCCCUACGGGCCCAGUAGCAGGAAUCCCAACCGGCCCCCGAGCCGGGGUCCCCUCUCGACCGAAUCUGCAACACUCCUCCAGUAUCUACAACCGCAAUACCUCUAUCUCUGCCCCUAGCACUGGUCCACGACCUCAUCCAGCCUUGAACAACAUGCCGCAAAUCAUCCCUGGCGGUAGAAUUGACCCUACAGCCACAGGUUUCACGCCUGAAAUUUCCGCGCAUUUGAAGAAGCUGGAAGAGGAAGAGGAAAUCCUCAGAGCUAAGUUGUACGCCAAGCAAGAUAGAUUGAACCAGUCGAUGAGAGAGUGGAAGCGUCUGAGUCGCGAGUCAGCUGCUUGCAGUUUGCGGACCCAGUUUAGCGAACAACAUUUGAGACAGCUGGCCGGAGAGAGCGUUGGGGGUGCUGCAUUUUGA
Messenger RNA from Drepanopeziza brunnea f. sp. 'multigermtubi' MB_m1, 1707 nucleotides. The record is from RefSeq and is a predicted model, not a curated record. Lineage: Eukaryota; Fungi; Ascomycota; Leotiomycetes; Helotiales; Drepanopezizaceae.